CUUUCUCCCGCUCCGCAGAACCUUUCUGGCGCGGCGCGGCGCUCUACUUAUUCGUCACUUCCGUCUAGGCGCAGGAGGCGGGAGAGUGAGGGAAAGACUGGAAGACGAGCCUGCAGGAUGUUUCCUUGGUGAGGGAAGGCAGUUGUGCAAUGGCGGUGUUUGACACUCCUGAGGAGGCCUUUGGCGUCUUGCGUCCAGUGUGUGUUCAGCUCACAAAGGCACAGACGGUGGAGAAUGUAGAACAUCUGCAGACACAGUUACAGGCCGUGAGUGACUCUGCCCUUCAGGAACUACAGCAGUAUGUCCUCUUUCCCUUGCGAUUUGCCCUGAAGACCCCAGGGCCCAAAAGAGAGCGCCUGAUCCAGAGUGUGGUGGAGUGCCUCACCUUCAUCCUCUCUUCAACAUGUGUGAGGGAGCAAGAACUUCUCCAGGAACUCUUCUCGGAACUUUCAGCCUGUCUGUACUCUCCCAACUCCCAGAAACCUGCAGCUGUGUCAGAGGAGUUGAAAUUGGCUGUGAUCCAGGGACUUAGCACUUUGAUGCACUCAGCUUACAGGGACAUCAUUCUGACUUUUUAUGAGCCCUCCAUCCUGCCUCGUUUAGGAUUUGCUGUGUCUUUACUGCUGGGCUUGGCAGAACAGGAGAAGUCAAAGCAGAUUAAAAUUGCUGCCUUACAGUGUCUACAGGUUCUCCUCCUUCAGUGCGAUUGUCAGGACCAUCCUAGGCCGAUGUUUGAACUGGAGCAGCAACAGCAGCUGGGGGACUUGUUGGCGUCCUUUUUACCUGGAAUCUCAACUGCACUGACCAGAGUUCUCACAGGAGACUUUAAACAAGGUCACAGCAUUGUUGUGUCUUCCCUAAAGGUCUUUUACAAGACAGUGGGCUUCGUCAUGGCUGAUGAACAGCUCACAAGGAUCCCAAAGGCCCGGGCAAAGCCUACAGUUGAGCACAGAGUGGCAGCCCUGAUGAUUCACAGGGAAACAGACUGGGUAAAAAGCACUGGUGACAAGUUGGCGAUCCUUAUUAAAAAGAUAAUUGAGUGUGUCUCAGUUCACCCGCACUGGAAGGCGAGGCUAGAACUGGUAGAGCUUGUGGAGGUCCUACUUCUGAAGUGCAGUCAGUCCCUGGUUGAAUGUACGGGUCCCCUCUUGAAGGUGUUAGUUGGCCUAGUAAAUGAUGAAAGUCCUGAAGUCCAGGCACAGUGCAAUACAGUGCUAAGGCGUUUUGCAGAGCAGAAAGUAGUGGUGGGCAGCAGAGCCUUGGCUGACAUCUUGUCAGAAAGCCUGCAUGCGCUUGCCACAUCUCUUCCCCGCCUAAUGAACACACAAGACGACCAGGGCAAGUUCUCUACUCUUUCCUUGUUACUGGGUUAUCUAAAACUAUUGGGCCCCAAAGUACAUGUGAUUCUCAAUUCUGUGGCCCACGUGCAGCGCCUUUCCAGAGCACUUGUCCAAGUACUAGAGCUAGAGGUGGCUGAUGUCAAGAUGGUAGAAGAGCGGCGCUGGAACCCUGACAACCUGAGUGCUUCUCCAGAAGCCUCGGAGGCCCGGCCGUGGAGACGAGUCCAGAGGAGAUACUUCCGCUGCUUCACUGAUGAGAGGGUCUUCCUGCUCCUGCGACAGAUCUGUCAGCUCCUUGGUUACUAUGGGGACCUGUAUUUGCUUGUGGAUCACUUUAUGGAACUGUACCAUGCGUCCGUAGUUUACCGAAAGCAAGCUGCCAUGAUUCUUAAUGAACUGGUUAUAGGGGCUGCUGGGCUGGAUAUAGAAGAUAUUCAUAACAAACGUACAAGCAUAGGCCCAGAGGAACUGAGAGAGAUUGUGAAAUCUCUAGUUGAAGAAUACACAAGUGAAGAAAACUGGUACUUGAUUACCUGUAUUGAAGCUGAGGAAGGGGAGGAGAUGACAGUGAAGCAGCAUGGCCUCCAGGCCAUCACAUCUGGUACACACACCUGCCAAGUUGUACCUUUUCCAGCCUUGUCAAAGCCAAGCCCCACUAUCUGCUCCAUGAACAGUAACAUCUGGCAGAUAUGCAUCCAGUUGGAAGGGAUUGGCCAGUUUGCUUAUGCAUUAGGAAAAGACUUUCGUUUGCUUUUGAUGUCAGCUCUCUAUCCAGUACUGGAAAAGGCUGGAGACCAAACCUUGCUCAUUAGUCAAGUGGCUACAAGCACCAUGGUAGACAUUUCCCAUGCUUGUGGCUAUGACUCUGUACAGCACCUUAUCAAUCAAAAUUCAGACUAUUUGGUGAAUGGCAUCUCUUUAAAUCUACGUCACCUUGCUCUGCACCCUCAUACCCCAAAAGUCUUGGAAGUCAUGCUUCGGAACUCAGAUGCUAGCCUACUUCCUUUGGUAGCAGAUGUAGUUCAAGAUGUCUUGGCCACCCUGGACCAAUUUUAUGAUAUAAGAGCUGCUUCCUUUGUCGGCGUUCUGCAUGCUCUGCUGGCAGCAUUAGCCCACUGGUUCCCAGAUGCAAGUUCUACUGGGCAACUCCAGCAGAGCAGUAUAGAAGAGGAGGAAAGGCAAACACCAGCAGCCUGCGAGGCUAGCACCACAGCUGAGGACAUUGAGCAGUUUGUGCUGAACUACCUCAAAGAGAAGGACGUGGCAGAGGGGAAUGUUUCUGACCUUGAAACUGAGGAAGAGGAGCAGGCAUCCCCCACCACAGUGGAUGAGAAUGAUGCCUUUCCAGAUGUGGAGCCACCACUGCCAGUGCACAUCCAGAUAGCCAAGGAUGUGAUGGAGCGCUGCAUCCACUUAUCAUCAGAUAGGAAUCUGAAAAUCCGCCUGAAGGUCUUGGAUGUGCUGAGUUUGUGUGUAGUGGUUCUGCAGUUCCACAAGAACCAACUCCUCCCACUGGCUCAUCGGGCCUGGCCUUCACUCGUGCACCGACUCACAAGUGAUGACCCCCUGGCAGUGCUCAGAGCCUUCAAGGUUUUACAGAUACUUGGAAGCAGAUGUGGUGAUUUUCUCCGGAGCAGGUUCUGCAAAGAUGUCCUGCCAAAAUUGGCCAGCUCCUUAAUCACCCAGGCCCCAAUCAGUGCUCGGGCUGGACCAAUUUAUUCUCACACACUGGCCUUCAAGCUGCAGCUGGCUGUCUUGCAGGGCCUGGGUCCCCUCUGUGAGAGUCUGGACUUAGGUGAGGGUGACCUGAAUAAAGUGGCUGAUGCCUGCUUGAUUUACCUCAGCACCAAACAGCCCGUGAAAUUACAAGAGGCUGCCAGGAGCAUCUUCCUCUGCCUGAUGAAAGUAGACCCCGACUCUACCUGGCUUCUCCUGCAUGAGCUGUACUGCCCUGUGCAGCAGUUCACAGCCCCCCACCCCAGCCUUCACCCAGUGCAGCUGCGGGGGCCCACUGAGCAGCAGAACCUGUAUGCCGCCAAUGUGCUCCACCUACUCCAGAAGCUACAGUGACCGCCGGACCCUGCCAACCAGAACUGGAGCUGAGCCACCCCUGGAGGAGGUGGUUGCAGCAGCACAGAGAGGUGAUGAAGGUGGAUUAGACAGCUGAUCAAUGUAUAAAUUGAUCAAUCACAACUGCUUAGAAAUUGGAUUGAAGGAAAGUAGCUGACUGGUGUUUAUAUUUCACUCUUCGUGUUUUCAGAUGAUAUUGUCUGGCUGCUCUAAGAACUUAACUCUUUAGUGUACUAUCUGUACAGCCCCUCUGCCUCAUUUUACACACCACACACACACACACACACACACACACACACACAAAGAACUUAACUCUUUAGUGUACUAUCUGUACAGCCCCUCUGCCUCAUUUUACACACCACACACACACACACUAAGAACUUAACUCUUUAGUGUACUAUCUGUACAGCCCCUCUGCCUCAUUUUACACACGACACACACACACACACACACACACACCUGUGUUCCAGGCCCAAGUUUGAUUCUCAGCACUUACUGGUAGCUCAAAAUCAUCUAUCUGUAACUCCAGUUCCAAGAGAUCCAACACCCUCUUCUGACCUCCACAGGCACCAGACUUGCACAUGGUACACAGACACACAUGUGAGCAAAACACUCAUACUCAAGAUCAAUAAAUAUUUUUAAAAA
Phodopus roborovskii (desert hamster) is the source of this 4055-nucleotide messenger RNA. It is a transcript of the gene Tti1, whose product is annotated as TELO2 interacting protein 1. Gene Ontology annotation, cellular component: cytoplasm. Bases 150 to 3410 code for a protein of 1086 amino acids. Gene Ontology annotation, biological process: chromatin remodeling. The record is from RefSeq and is a predicted model, not a curated record. The transcript has 8 exons. Lineage: Eukaryota; Metazoa; Chordata; Mammalia; Rodentia; Cricetidae.